Messenger RNA from Onthophagus taurus, 1439 nucleotides. RefSeq lists its product as uncharacterized. Gene Ontology annotation, cellular component: plasma membrane. Gene Ontology annotation, biological process: sensory perception of smell; detection of chemical stimulus involved in sensory perception of smell. The record is from RefSeq and is a predicted model, not a curated record. Lineage: Eukaryota; Metazoa; Arthropoda; Insecta; Coleoptera; Scarabaeidae. Gene Ontology annotation, molecular function: olfactory receptor activity; odorant binding.
AUUUCACAUUUCUUAUCUAUUAAAUUUUUCAUCGAAUUUAACGCGUAUGGUAAAAUAAAACAAUAAUCAUAAGUGAACACGAUAAUUUCCUCAUUAAGAUUAUAUAAGUUUUAAUAUUGAUUUUGCUGUUUCCGAUCAACGUCGUUCUUUUAAUUGAGUAGUAUUUAAAAUGUUGAAAACACUCGGUUAUUACCUUUUAGAAAAAAGUAUGCGCAAAUAUAUGAUAUGGCCCACCUCACACGGAAUGAGAGGAUACGGAGUAAUAAUUUUAAUAGUUAUAAAUCUGGUUUGGGGUUUUUAUCCCUUGAUAACGGAACUUAUGCAUUACAAGACGAAUUUCGCAAAGCUACUGUUUCAUUUGGAACUUACUGCGAUAGGCGCUAUAACUCUGUUUGGUAAUAUUCAAUUACUACGAAAUCGACGUAGUUUGCUCGAAAUAAUUGAUUCAUUAAGUGAUUUUAAUCAUUUCGGUAUCCCAGAAAGAAUAAAAUUUAUUGAAAAAAAUAUAAAAAUUAUACUAAAUAUUAUUCAUUAUGGAGGAUUUUUUAUAGGAUAUGCUAUGGCAUAUUAUGUUAUGUUCGAAAAUAAUUGUGCCGGUAUUAUAAAUACUAAAGAUUGUUUUAUUAUCGAAUAUUUCGUUCCACAUCAUUUAAAACAGUACGAAAUAACAUUAAUAAUGUUAUUUCAAAUAUAUUUUUUGGGUAUUUCAAUGAAUGUUAUAUUUUCUGGGUUGUUAUUAUAUAGUUACUCGAUGGAAUUGUUAAUCGCUCGAAUAGAACACCUUAAUAAUGUAAUCGAUAAUAUACAUUUGAACAGAAAUAAGAAAAGAAAUUUUAAAAUUCUGCGACCGAUUUUCUUAUAUCAUCAAGAUAUUUUCAGAAUGUUUGACUGUGUUAAGGGAUUCUUUGUCAGUUAUAUCGUGCCUACAAAAGUUUGCGUUAUAGUUUGUUUAACUAUGUCUACUACUGAAUUUGUUCUGGAAAAGAAUUUAAUAAGUUGCUGGAUGAUUAUUAUGUACUUCUUAACGUUAUUUUUCUUCCAUACUAUUGGACAAAGAUUUAUCACAGCGGUGGGUAGUGUUAACGAUGCAAUUUGUAAUGUAAAUUGGUUCGAUUCGGAUGUUUCAACACGUAAAGAUGUUUUAUUGUUGUUGUGUAUGAGCCAACAUACAGUCGCCAUGGAAGUCCCAUUGUUCGGCAAAUUAUCACAUACCGCAGCAGCUAAGGAAUACAAAAUGGUUUAUGGUUUCUGCAAUUGGAUUUUAACCGUAAUGAAACAACGAAUCGCUUAAAAUUUAUUAAUCUUAUAAGAUCUAAAGUACAUAUUUAUGGUACAAAUGUUAAUAGUGGAAAAUACCAAAUAUGUAAUAAUUGAAAUAGUAAUUGUUAUUUAUUUGUUACAUAGUAUAACAAUAAACACUAUAAAGAGUUUCUAAUCUA